AUGACUGAUCUUACUUUGACGGUCGAAGAAGUGCAGGCAGUUCUCGAAAACCUUGACAGCACAAAAGCCACGGGACCCGAUAAUAUUCCUGCCCGUUUGCUUAAAGAGACAGCUCCUAUCAUCUCUCCGUCUCUGUGCAUGUUAUUCAACAAAUCCUUAGAUGAGGGUGUCCUACCGGAAGAGUGGAAACUAUCAAACAUCGUUCCUGUACAUAAGAAAGGCGAAAGAGAAUAUACAGAAAACUACAGACCAAUCUCGCUACUGCCAAUUGUCUCAAAAGUCUUAGAACGCUGCGUUUUCUGCAACAUUAAAGUCCACCUAUUCCAACUAAUACAGAAAUCACAGCAUGGAUUUAUUUCAGGCAAAUCAUGCAUAACGAAUCUUCUGGAAGUUCUUGAAUUCAUUGGCUUGGAAUUGGACGCUGGAGGGCAGAUUGACGCUAUUUACCUUGAUAUAUCCAAGGCUUUUGACAAAGUUAACCACGAGCGCCUCGCAUACAAAUUGCGCAUGGCAGGAUUUGGAGGUAAACUUCUCCAAUGGUUUCACUCCUACCUAACUAAUCGUAAACAACGUGUGACUGUCCUUGGUGCAACAUCAAAUACCCUCCCAGUAACUUCAGGCGUACCUCAAGGCUCAAUUCUUGGCCCUCUCCUCUUUGUCUUGUACGUCAGCGAUCUUCCUGACGCGGUCACAUCCAGCCAAGUUGCAAUGUUCGCCGACGAUACCAAACUAUUCACCUCCGUCAAAAGAGAAGACGACUGUAAACGCCUCCAAAGUGAUCUUGACAACCUGCAAACAUGGUCAUUAGCGUCUGGCCUCCCUUUCAACGAGAAAAAGUGUAAAUCACAACGAAUCACGAGAAAAACCAUGCCAAUCACGAACAACUACAAACUUAACACCCUAAACAUACAACAAACUGACAGUGAACGAGAUCUCGGCGUGUGGGUGGAGAACAAACUUACGUGGAACAAACAAGUUAACGAACAAUCGACCAAAGCAAACAAGUUACUUGGAUACAUCCGAAGAUCAUCUCUGUAUAUCCACAACACCUCAGUCCGGCGCACGCUGUAUCUGGCCCUUGUAAGACCACACCUAGGGUAUGCAACACAAGUAUGGGCUCCACAGUCAGUUGAACUGUUGAAACAAGUCGAGCGCAUACAGAGAAGAGCAACUAGAUUCAUCCUCGAGUUACCAUUUUCCAGUACCAUGGAUUAUACCACCAGGCUCUAUCGCUCCUACCAAUCUGUUAUUGGCAUGAGUACCUUGACAUGGUUCUCUUUUACAAGAUUACCCACGGACUUGUAGACAUAAAUGAAUCUCUCCUUCCAACAAUCCGCACCUCCAGACAAACUAGAUCUUCCACCAGUACUUCCACCAAAUAUGUCAUUCCGAAAUGCAAGACAUCCACCUAUCAACGAUCCUUCUUUAUCCGAUCAACUCGGAUCUGGAACCUCCUCGCCGAUCAACUAAAACUGGACACAUGUGGUUUCUCUACAUUUAAAACUGUCAUUUUUAAUUAUUACUCUAUGUCAUUAAGAACUUGUUACAAUGUCAACGACCCUCGUUCGUACAAAACCAUUUGUCCAAAGUGUAACUCUGUUCGUAGUCUUAGUAUUCCAAUCUCGUGCUGCAUGUGAAAGACGUAUUGUUGUUAUUUUCAUAUGCUGUUUGUUGUUAGUUGAUUAUUGUAUUUGUUAAAUUUGUAAUAUUAGUUUUAAUGUUAGUUUUACGGGGCCGUAGUAAUUGGCUAAGUGCUGUUACGGACUCCCUGCCAUUAAUUGUAAUAUAGUUAUCUACAAGGCAAAGCUAAUAAAUUAAAUUAAAUUAUAAUUAUGAUGUACAGUAAUGUGUAAACAAAAUCCUCAUAUAGUUUAUACUUGUAUUAAUAAGGAUUGUCGACAAAUAAAUUGUCCUUCAAUUGCCGACUUGUUCUGCGAUUGUUUCAACCCCCUUUCCCAUCACAGAUGAGUGGAUGUCUAUAUGUUCAUUGUAGUGAAAUUUUAUAAUAGAUAUAGUACAAUCUUAUCUACAAACAUGCAUGCUUUGCCAUUCAACGGUUGUGAUCAAUGCAGCUUAUUAGUAUGAUAUAACACCCUUUCCCACUUUUUUUGGACAAGUUCGCAAAUGAAGAACAAAAUCUAUUUAUUCUCAGCCCCCCCCCAAAAAAAAAAGUUAGCAAUCUUUAUUCAAUAUGAACAACCCAGCUCAAAAUGUGACAAGGAAAAGCUUGGGCAUGUUUGUCUUAUACUAUACAUACUGGCAAUAGAUCACUCAAAAAUAGAAACUAUAAUAUAUAACUAACAUAACAAAUUGGAAUUGAACUUGUACCUAUUUCUCACAAAGGUCAGUAAUUAUCUUAAAAAAGUACUGGUAUAUGCAUGCUGCAUAUCCUAAAUUUCAAAGCUCACAAACAUGUCUUCAGCUGACAUAAUAUGGUCACAUUUUGAAACAACUAACUCAACGCAAACUGUGAUUGCCAGGUUACCAAAUAAUCAAAAAUCUUGGACCUGGCCUUUUUUGGCAAUGGCCUACUUGUGGACUCAAAAUCAAAAAUAUUUUACAAAUAUAAGUUUUUAUUCGCUAGCGUUUAAAUUGUAACCCAUUGAGUCGCAUUGCACCCUACUUUAUUAUUUUACUCUGUUCAACACCAGACGAUUUUACUCAUCAAGGGGAGAUCAUGCUGGGACUUAAUGGUUAACUGGCCUAACUGCCCAUGUGUCCAGUUAACCCACUGAGUCGCAUUGCACCCUACCUUACUAUUUACUCUGUCUAAUGCCAGAUGAUUCAACACCAGAUGAUUUUACUCAUCAAGGGGAGAGCGCUGCCACAUAAGGGGUUAACCAAUAUGUUUGAUCUUGGUACAUGAUUUAUCAAAUUUUGAUAUCACAAGUGAUAUUUUGAAGUGGAAAGUCAUUCAAUUACUGGUUAAUAUCGAAGAAUUUGAACUCGUGAUCUGCCACGGAAAUGUAUUAAUCUAUAUACUAUACUGCAAAGCUCUGGAUAAAAAAAACACUAUCAGGUAGUGUAAUACUACCAUUAUGUAACAAAUAUAUUCUCAUACUGCAUAUAAUGUUUACUCAAACUUAAAUAUUAUUUACUGUAUUAAUAUAAUAUAUAAAUUAAACAAUAUUUUAGUUAAUAAUUUAACAAUUUGACUAUUCAAUUCAGUUUUGAAAAUAACUAUAUAAUAUCUAUAACUUUAAUUUUCAAUUUUUCUGAUACUUAGUCAUCUUGGCAGUUUGAAUAAUAAUUAUGGUGUAAAUGUUUUCAAACAAUGAUAGGUUCUACGGUUUAAACAUGAUAUAUAGAGCUAGCUGUGUUCUUGAUGCAACUGCAUGAUCAUCAUGCAAAGAUGGUGAUGGCUUAAGAAACAACAUCAACAAGAAGAGACUCCUCUUGUACUUCAAGUCAUCAAAUUCUUUUCACAAAAUUUUGAACAAGGUCUCAGUUCUGAGAUGUGAAGAGACUAUCAAGUAAUAAUGGUACAGGACCCGAAGAAAAUCAAACCAUUUGAGAGAAAGCCAAGCUACGCCAACAAGUGGACUUUAAAAUUGACAUGAAGUCUUUCCAUGGCUUGAAAAGCAUAGCAUAAGAAGCCGCAAAUUGCAAUGGGAAAGAACAAUUUGUAGACAUUCAAAUUUGAGUAAACAUUAUAUACAGUAUGAGAAUAUAUUUGUUACCUAGUGGUGGUAUUUUAAUACAGUACCUGGUUUUUUUAACCAGAACUCUGUAUAUAGAUUUAUAGAUACAUUUCCAUGGCAUUAUGGCGGAUCAUGAGUUCAAAUUCUUCGAUAUUAACCAGUAAUUGAAUGACUUUCCACUUCAAAAUAUCACAUAUGAUAUCAAAAUUUGAUAAAUCGUACGACAGGUGCAAUAAAAAUCCUUUUAAACAGCUGACUUUGAUAAAAACUUGCAGUUUGUGAAAUAUUUUUUAUUAUGAGUCUUCCCCCCCGUUAUGCCAAUGCUAAAAAAGGCCAGGUCGACAAAUACUCCAAGAUUUUUGGAUUAUUUGGUAACCUGGCAAUCAGAGUUUGCCAGGGUCCCUCCACGUGCACCAGAACCUUUAAACACGGGGACCCUGGGUACGAGGUUGGUUUUAGGGGUGGUCAUUGGAAGGAAAAAUUUGUCUAUAAAGUAUAAUAUUUUACAAGAAAAUGACCAUGCACCACCCCAGGUAAAUUGCUAAUUAUGCAUAAAAUAACUAAUAUGCCUGGCAGAAAUUAAACUUUCUUAUUUCCUAAAAAAAUUAUAUUAUGGGGUGAAAAACUAUGCCCAAUUUAAUAUAAUUAUUGUGGAUUUCAUAAGGAUUGUCAUUAUUUUCAUUAAAUAUAAUACAUUUUAUUUCACUUAUCCCCCACGAAAACACGAUUUCAGCCCAUUGAACUAAAAAUAACUGGAACGAUGCCUUCAACCCGAAAUGUGAAGCCAUGCCCAGGCAUGCCCACUGUUGUCAUGCCCAGUCUUUUCGCGUAACGGAAAACGCGUUUUUUUUUUAAAUUUCCAAAACUUUAUAGUAAAAAAUGCACUAAAACAUCGUUUAAGACGACGUAAAAUGCACCUACCAGUACAUUUUUACAAUAAAAACAUCCUUUAAAACUCUAGAGUAAAAUAUUUUUAAUUUAUUUAUGUAGAAUUCGUAAUUAAAUUUUCUUUUUUGAGAAAUACGUUGAGCGAGGAGUGGAGCUUGCCGUGGUCUAAUCAUACGUAUUUGUGUGAAUUUCCCUACUUUGCUCUUUCGUUUUCCAAUUUGUUCGUCUGAAAGUUAGGGAAAAAAGUAUUCUAACAAGAUCAAACUACAAACCACAGUUUAAUUAUGUUUUGCAGUAGAGUAUUUAUUAAAUUUUAAAGUACAAAAGAACAAAUAUAAACAUUAAAGACAUUAAAAACGUUUUUUCGCGGACAAGUAUUUCAUAUUGCGAUUAUUCACAUAAAUUCGGCAAGAAAUACACAGAACAAGUCGUCAACGAAGGCAAACAAAGUGAUAGAUACAGACUAAAUAAACUUAUCUUGUUUAACAGUUUAUGAAGUUGUUAUAAAUAUAUGUUUAAUACGUUAAAGUAGACGGAAUUACUUAUCUUUCUCAACUUUCAUCUACAUAUAUAAAACGUUCCAGUCAUUCAAAUAUGCACUUGUUGUCUUCAAUCAGCUACUCCCUUCCUUGCAAUUUUAUUCGGUAGGGUUUAAGACAUGUUUUAAAUGCACUUUUAAUACAAAAAUAUAGCUUAAAACCCUAAAUAAACAACAAUUUUCGAUCCAUUCGCCCGAGAAAAAACAUUCAAGUCACUGCCGAAAUGGUCUCGCGAGAAUGUCUCGCAACACAAACGCGCGUGUCUAGAGGUAAAAAUUGGCUUCAUCCAAUCAUAAGCCAAUCCUAUAGGAGGUAGCGUUCCAGGUAUUUUUAGUUCACUGUUUCAGCCAUAUUUUGCCGUCUUGUUUGCUUUUUAUCGCCGAAUCUGGCAAAUAUCAUCCAGUUGUUGUACUUUUACAUAAUCAUGAAUGGCUGGAGAAGAUUUCAAAGAAGGUUUCAUCAAGUUUGGAAACAGUGCAUUGUAUUUUAUCUUCGAUAUUGUGUCCUUCGAUAUUUCGUGAAAUAUGGCGCCAUUGCAAUGGCGCGCCGCUUCUCUGCCCAAUAAAUGCCACUUCUUCGUCUUCCUAUGUAUUUAGAUUACAGUAUCCAGAAGUAAUUCAUUGUAGAAUAGUCCCAAUCGAAAAAUUGAAAACAUUACUUGUAUCAUAGUUGAAAGGAGAAAACCUCCCAAUACAGUUGUCUUGUCAGAAUUCAAAAGAAGUAAUUUAAAAGUCACGCGCAAGUUCGUGAAAACUCCUCAUGGGCUACAUGACAGGGAGGGGGGGGGGGGGUGUGAAUAUUUUCACGAAACGUUUUUUCGCCACCACAGAAACCAAACUAAAUACACUAUUUUUAUUGAAUGUUUAUGAUUGAUGAUAAAAACAAUAAAUAUUUGCGUAUUUUUAUCAUCAAUCAUAAACAUUCAAUAAAAAUAGUGUAUUUAGUUUAGUUUCAAUUUUUCGAUUGGGACUAUUCUACAAUGAAUUACUUCUGAAUACUGUAAUCUAAAUACAUAGGAAGACGUAGAAGUGGCAUUUAUCGGGCAGAGAGGCGGCGCGCCAUUGCAAUGGCGCCAUAUUUCACGAAAUAUCGAAGGACGCAAUAUCGAAGAUAAAAUACACUGCACUGUUUCCAAACUUGAUGAAACCUUCUUUGAAAUCUUCUUCAGCCAUUCAUGAUUAUGUAAAAGUACAACGACUGGAUGAUAUUUGCCAGAUUCAGCGAUAAAAAGCAAACAAGACGGCAAAAUAUGGCUGAAAUAGUGUUUUCGUGGGAGGUAAGUGAAAUAAAAUGUAUUAUAUUUAAUGAAAAUAAUGACAAUCCUUAUGAAAUCUACAAUAAUUAUACUAAAUUGAGCAUAGUUUCUCAUCCCAUGAUAUUUUUUUUUAGGAAAUAAGAAAGCAUAUAUUUCUGCCAGGCAUAUUAGUUAUUUUAUGGUCAUUUUCUUGUAAAAUAUUAUACUUAGACAAAUUUUUCCUUCCAAUGACCACCCCUAAAACCAACCCUUCUGAACACUACAAGCACUUCAGAAAGGCUAUUGCUUUUCCUUUUCGGAAGUUAGAGCUAUGUCGACACUGCCGUUUCAAGGCGGGGUCAUUUUCAGGACUUUCGUCCCGGAUUCAGGUUUUGGCACAUAUGCCAUGUUGGUCAUUUUACCCUAAAACAGUUGAGAUUACCUGUCCUAAAUGAAACUCAUACAAACUCAUAUACAGGUCCUAGACAUACAGUACAUACAUACAUAUACAUCAUACAUAUAGCUACAUAUACACCAAUACAAAUUACUACAAAAUAAUCAUUAAGUAAAGGCCCAUUCAAACAGACUCAAUAUUGUUAGCCCAACAUGAUGUUGUUAGCCCACACAUGCACAAUUUUGAAAUAUUUAGAGUUUAGCUGCUUAUUUUCCAAAUCUAAUUGGGUUUAAUUUUAAGAUUUGUAUAGAAAUAAAAAAUCUGUGCUCUAAAAUAUUUGGAAAAGAAACAGUAUAUAAAACAUUUGAAGAUUGUUGGAUAAACAUGUUGGGUUCAUUUUAACAGGGCUUAAUAUUUUGUUUUACUUUAAUUUGUAGAUGCUACCAUGUUUCGUCCUGACAUAAGUAAAGACAACCAGCUGCAAACGUUUGUCAGCGAUGUUUGUAGGUAAUAAGGAGAUUAUUUGAUAUAACGAUAGUUUUUCUGAGCCGGUAAGCGUAAAAGCCGGAGGGUGCUACUCUGCAUGGAAAACGACAACAUCAACCUCGUACCCAGGUUCUCAAUCUUCGCUCCUACCUCGCUUGAAUUGAGACCGUAGUAUUGGCUGGUCACGUGACCCGUCAUAUUUCGGCGGAUUUGCUCAAAUGUUUUAGGGAAAGUAUAGUAAGUAGAUAUUGUAGUUAACAUUAAUAUUGUUAAAAUAAUAUUACAAGACAAAACAUCUCAGUUACUAUCCUUUCCCUAAAAACAAAUUGGCAAAUCCGCCAAAAUAUGACGGGUCACGUAACCAGCCGAUACCAGGGUCUCAAUUCAAGCGAGGUAGGAGCGAAGACUGAGAACCUGGGUAUGAGGUUGCGACAACAUGUGAUUCUAAAAGCACUAAUCGCCGUAUUUGUCGAGAGAUCGAUAGGCAUUAAUACAAUUUACAUGUUGUAUGUGAAAAAGCCAACCCGAAACCUCAGUACUUUGCCCAGAUCAUCGCAAAGCCCCCCAAACCUAGCCCAAAAGGCCCCAGUCGAUCAAAUUCGAUGCGAGCAGGGCUCCAAGCAGAGUUCUGGUACGCUUUGAUGCAAAUGAUAUGCAAUAUUCACUAAUAUUUUUCCAUCUUUUCAGGUCAUUAUAUCUCCGGUACUAUUCUACAACCGACGUUCGAGGGAUAACACUGUACAAGUAUUAUACUCCUCCAGACUUAUUUAAGUAUACUGCAGAUGUUCGAGCUGGGUUUUGUGUACCUAACAAUCUAACAUGUGUUCCUGAUGGCCUGUUGGACAUCAGUGUUUGCCAGCCAAUGAGUAAGUGAAGUGUAUAAUAGGAUUUUUUUUAUUAUUUUUGUUUAAUGACCAAUUCUAUAUCGUCUCGAAAAGAGGUUUGAUUUGUUUCUAUAAGUACCUCAUCCCCCUAUUUACAACGGUAUACUGCAUGUAAUCCACUUUUUACCAUUUAGCAAAAAGUGUAGUUUUAGACAGUGUUUUGAUCACGUCCCCUUAUUAGAUAAGACAUUAUAGAGAGGUUCAAAUUUGAAUUUACUGCUACCGUCGCCAUUAGGUGACGAUUAACCAAUCUGAUGCGUUUGAUAUGCCUUAUUAAUUAACCAAUCAGAUACGUACUAAGCCAGUGAGAGGUGGUAGCGGUAUUGGUAGCGGAGGUCAAAUCUGGAUCUCUCUAUUAAAGAUCCUACGAUGUCGGACGACAACGUGACGACGACUGCUAUUAACACAAUGAAAUUUAUGAUAUUUUAGAAAAUAAAUAAAUAAGGCCAAACAAUAGCUGGAUUUCUGGUUUCUCCGUUUUCGCACCCAGUCCCUGGCGUUGGCUUUGUACUAGCUAUAUAAAGUAUAACCUGUUUGUUUCAAAGUUGAUAUAAUUAACGGAUGUCUGUGUCAUCUGUGCUACCGUAAUAGACCUUAUGCAUAAUGACGUCACAAGGCUUGAUGCCCGCGAGGAAUGCUGGUCUUAGUAGUCAUCGCCCGGGAAAAUUCCGACAGUGGCUAAUUUGAAUUGUUUAAUUUUCCUGCGGGCGAUGACUACAAUGACCAGCAUUCCUCGCGGGCAUCAAGCCUUGUGACGUCAUUAUGCAUAAGGUCUAUUGACGUAGAAAUAAUUUUCAUGCAUGAACAUUUAUAAAAAAAUAACAAAACAAUAAACCCGACCUACCAUACCUGAGUUUUUGCAACAAGAAAUUUGCAACAGGUAUUGUUGUAAUUUUUGCUGUAAUUGAAAUCCCACAGGAGUUUAAAGGCGGAUUUCCAGUCCUCACACGAAGCUCCUCGCAGCUCGCUGCGAGUGCUUGCAUUGUGAUUGGAUGAAAGUGCUCAUGCAUGCACUCGCAGCUCGCUGCGAGGAGCUUCGCGCGAGGACUGGAAAUCCGCCUUUAGACGAUGUUCUCGUUCUGUUUAGCUCAGUACUAACCUCCUCAAACUGGAUUAAAUUCAUACGAUUAAUAAUACACAACAAGCUUCUUUACACGUUACACUACGUUUAGUGGUGCACCGUGUAAAUGGGUUUUGUUUAGUCAUUGUACAUAUAUGGCACCAUGUCCAUGACGUUGCAAUGUGGUUUAUAUCGUGUUUCAACAUUGGCAACAUACAGUAUUGGUGUUUCAUUUUAUAGACUGCAUGCUUGCUUUGUUAUAUGUAGCAUGCCAGCUAGUUCAGUAUUUUGAAUGGCUAUACUUCUAAAUAUAACUGUAAAUCAGGCAUUUUUGUGCCACAUUUGUAAUUAAGUUAUACUGAAAAUGUCCAUCUUCUAAAAAUUGAGCCAAAUUCCGAACUUCAGAUUGUAAUAACUUUUGAUUGCCCUGAUUUUGAUGAAAUAAAUACCAAAAUGUUUCAAAAGAUGAGCUCUCUUAAACUAGUGUAUUUUUCAAGGUCCCUUGUCAACAUGAAAUUUGAAUUGCGGUCCCUAUAAUUAUUUAUAAACUAUUUUAUGUAUUUAUUAUAAUACGUUAUCGGUAAUAUCGGUCAAAAAUACCGAUACCAAUCUUUUGAAUUUACAUGUAGGGUCGAUAUACCGAUAUCCGAUACACCGAUAUGGAUAUCGAUGAAUCACUAUGACUACGUUAUAGCUAAAAAAGUUGAACGAACAGGUUGUGUUAAUCAACUGAACACGAAAAUAAUCUAUAUCCGAUUUACAUACUGUACAUUGGCUAAAAGUUCAUUUAUUUUGUGUAUUCUUUAUGAAUGAUUUAUACUGUAUGGGAUGAAUGAUUUAUUAUGGGAUGAUCUGAAACUCAAUUCCAAUGAACUGAAACUCAAUUCUAGUGGACUGAAACUUAUUUCCGAUGGCUGAAACUUAAAUCAUAUUAACCAUGUUUAGAUGUUCCAAUAGUUGUAUCGCUUCCGCAUUUUCUGUUUGCGAAUGAAUCUGUUAUCAAGUCUGUUGAUGGAAUGCAUCCAAAUGAAGACGUUCAUGCUACAUUUGUUUCAGUUGAACCGGUAAGAUUCUGUUGUUUGAUUAUGAUACGCACUUUCCAACUGGGAAAGGUUGUUAUAAGUUUGAUCAGUGCUAAUCCUAGGGGAACCUACAGAACUAGCUGUUUUGGUUUUCCGUCGUUGAGGUUUAAUAAAUAUUUUCAGUGUAGGAACAGUAUAGUAGGAAAAUUAAGUUGGCGUUUAAUAAAAAGGGAUGGUUGUACAAUACAAUACAAUACAAUAUGAUUUAUUAGUUAAUCCCCGUAAGGGCUUUUCAUAACUAAUUUGCAAAUAAGUGUAGUAAUAUGAUAUUUACAUGCAAUUAUUUAGAACUUUUGUUAAAAAGAUAGAUUGUCUAUAGCUAUAAACUAGAAUUACUGUAUAUUACGAGGACUAUUAAAAAUUAAUUCUGUCUAUUGAUUAACUCUGUUCGUACGGCCUUCUUAAAUCCUCCUAGAGGCUAGAGUUGAAAUGUUUCGAGUCGAAAGAUCAAAUGAGUUCCACAGCAGUGCUGCAUGAUUAAAAAAGGAUCGCUUAGCUUUAGAUGUUCUACAUCGUAAUAUGUUUAAGUCAUUUGCCUGCCUAUAGUAAAGUGAUUAUGAAUUUGCGAACGGAUUACUAGCUUGGAACUAAGAUAGGCAGGUGCAAGACCAUGAACGAUUUUAUACAUCAUGAUAGCAUCACGGUACAAUAGAAGAGUCGUUAACUGACAACCAUCCCAGCUUAUCUAAAGCCGGGGUGAUAUGAUCGUACUUUCUUGUUCCGUACUUUCUUGUUCCGGGGUGAUGUGAUCGUACUUUCUUGUUCCAGUAAAGUUUGUUAUGAGAUUUCUCUAUUCUCUGAACAAUGAUGUCAUAUUUAAGGUCAAGGUCCAUGUACCAAUUUCUGGUAUUGACUUGAGUCCCAUCACAGUGUGGUCCCACGAAAUAUUUGCCUUAACCAAAACACAACCUGCUGACGCUUAACUAUACAUGCUAAUGAGCAGAGUUAGUUGAGGCUUUGCUAUGCUCACAAAAACUUAUAGUCACCCGAUGCUAGAACUAGAUUGGCUGUGCCAAAAAAAUGACUAGUUACAUGUAUACUACUGUAGGUGACACCAAGUAUAGACUAUACCGAAACAAAUGGUUAGUUAUACUAGGUUACACCCAGGUAUGCUGUGCUGAGAUAAAGGUAGUAAAAGAUAGGAUAACCUAAGAAAUGUAAUGUUUAUUUCACUGCAGAAUACUGGAAUUACAAUGAAGGCAAGCAAAAGAAUUCAAAUUAAUGUGGCUGUAGACAAAGUUGCCGGAAUUGAGUAAGCUAUGGUCAUUGCUGUAUUUUUUCAUCUCUACGGAUAAUUUACCACCAUUUUACAAAUUCAAUGAAUUUUUCAUGGGAAAUUUUUCAUUUCUCGUUGCCAUGGCAUUUAGUCAUGUAAUCAAUUGCAAACACUAGCUCAGAAAAGGGGGCGGGGGCAAGGAGACGGUAUUAAGUCGAAGCCAUGCUAAUAUGUUGUUUACAACGGAACCUCUCCUCAUUAUGGGCACCUCUUUAAUAUACGUACACCUCUCUGUUAUACGGAUAGUUCCUUGUGUAUAACCCUUUAUUACUGACACCCAUGCGACCAUGUGAUACUGUCUUCUUUGUCAAGUACUUAUAUCAAGGUUGUCCCUCACUAUUAACAAGUUGUAUAAUUCACGCAUACAAUGUUGUGAAUCCAUGUUUUCAUAAAUUGCCAUAAACCUCUUUGUGGGCCAUAUCUAUUUUUCUCGUUUUUUAGUCAGUUAAAGAAAAUACGGAAAGUUUAUCUUCCUGUGUUGUUUGUUAAUGAGGUAAUUUUUAUAACUCAUCUGACACUGCAUCUAAAUAAUAAUAUAUUCUUCAACAGAUAUGUUAUUUACCGCGUCAGGGAAAAACACUUUCCCGAGGUUUCAUCUGAUUUAGAAGCAUUCCAAACAGUGAUGCAAAGAUUUUGCGUCUCCUCCGCUGAGGCUUUCUAGUGUGCUAUGUGGACGUUCUUGGCAUUUAUGGAAAGAGGCUAGAGGGCAAUAAAGGUGCUAGAGGGCAUUGGAAUUACUAAUAUAUAACUGGAAUGCCACCUCCAACCGGAAAUUUGAAGCCAAACUUGAAGGCCAGUCCCAGUCUUUUCUCGCAUGCGAAGAGCGCUGAAGCAGUCAAUCAUGAUAUAAACACUUGUGAUAUCAACACUGGUCAGAUUUGGCUUCAAGAAAAAGAUAGGCACUUUAUCUGAAGGCAUAUAUAGCGUUUCAGUUAUAUUAAUUUCUAAUGUUAGAGGUUCAUCUAGCGCCGUUCGCCUUUUAGCGCCUUUGUUAUACCUUCCAGCGCUUUUCCACAAGGGAGUCCAGAAAGCAAACUGGAAAACCUCAGUGGAAGAGAGUCGUAUAUGAUCGAUUCCGUGGUUCUUCUUUGGUUUUGCAUUCUCGAUACCGACGCUCGUAUUUUGUUAUUUUUGUCAUUCAAUCAUUGUAAGUGUUAUUCAAUGUUGUUCUCUUUAUCUAGAGUGCUGUUAUUAGUGAAGCGGAUGCUAAGAAAUUUAAAGAAGACGUUAUUCUGCCAAAAGAAAUUGCAGAUAUUGGGAAAUAUGUAUUGAUUGCUGUCGGAUGCCUUUUUAUUUUGAUCGGUUUGAUCCUACUUGGAUUAAGAAGCAGGGUACGUAAUGCUUUUAUUUAAAAAUUAGAAAACAGUAAUAUAUGUAAAUAUGUUUAUAUUAUUAACAUUUUACUGACCCAGAAAUAUUACGAAUAGUAUUACGAUACACUUGAGGUCAAGUCGUUAGAAGCAAACGCAUUUGCAACUUGUUACAUUCCACCUCGAUGGCCAUUUUGUUACCUUCUAGUAUAGGCACUGUGGUCGAUUCAAGGCUGACCACAGAGAUUCCGACCAUUUGGUUACUAGUGGAAAUUGGAGUCUCCAAACAUUUUUAGGUCAACAUUUUUAGAUUUUAGGUUUAUCAAGCUUUCAUAGUUAAAACUUGGUUUCACAUACUUUGAGAAAAUAUUGAAGGCUGGGGGGACGGGGGUGGUCGCUCGCCAUCGUCACACGCGCCCCCUUGUGUCUGUCAUUGAUCCAAAGAUUUGAUACACCUUCACCAGUUGCUUUGAAAAAUAAUAUUUACGAACACCAUAAAUUAUUGGUUUCAUGAAAUUUGUAUCUGAUGCGUGAUCCAUGUUGCGAUCGUCAUUUUUUGAUUUUUCAUAUUUUUUUCUACAGGGAGUUCGUUAUACAGAGCCUUUUGUUCAAUCACAUAAUCCCAAUAACGAGGUUGACAACGACGUAUCUCCUCUUAUAUCGCCUAAUUACGUCACGUAAAAUUUAGUAAAAACAUGUGAACAUUUGGAUCUAUUACAGUUGUUCGAUCAAAAUACAUUUGGUAUAAAUUCAUAUUAUAUGAUUUCAAUAAUAUGAUUUCAACGCAUAUUUAUAUAUCCACACUUAUAACUAAACAAAUACUUUAUAUAAAUCUAGGUAUAUAUGUACACCAAAUUUUCGUAAUUAAAUAUUGUUGUUAACAGCUUUCUCUAAUAUUUACAACUGUUUGUUACACAUUGAAGUGUUUUCUGAUUAGUGAUAUCACCUAUAGCAUCUGGUUGAGCUUUCGUAUUGUUAUACCCUAUGAUGUA
Paramuricea clavata is the source of this 13786-nucleotide messenger RNA. Lineage: Eukaryota; Metazoa; Cnidaria; Anthozoa; Malacalcyonacea; Plexauridae. The record is from the annotation of a GenBank genome assembly.